ACCACCGCUUCGUUGGAUCUUGAACAGACACUUUCGGAUCUUUACGCCAUGUCGUCGGGGCGUCCAGGUACGAGCUCCGGUCAACGUCCAGGCACCGGUCAACGCCCUGGGACUGGGUCUCAGCAGCCUCUGAAUGCCGUGAACGCGCGUCCUGGGACGGGUCAGCGCACCGCGUUGCAGUCAUCUGGCGGCGGCCGCCCGCUCACAAGUCGGUUGGGCACGGGCCAAGUACCGGCGACGCCUGGCCAGUCGGCGGGGUACGGCGUGAGUUUGAACACGGAAGUGCAAGUGACGGAUCGUCCUGUGACCCAACAAGGCAUGAUGGGGAUGCGCGUGAUGACGGCGGGCCCGGGGCGGCAAGUGCAAGACGCGUCGUACUUUACAGGCAGAUUGCAUCAAAAGACGGCCGAAAUCACAGCCGAAAUCGAGAAAAUCACCAAAGAAAUCGACCAGGAUGCCAAGGACAAGAGCCAAUACGCACAGCUCGAGAAAAAGUACGAACACUUGGCCAUCGAAGUGCGAGAUUUAGAGGGCCAACUGGCCGACUACAACCUCGCCAUGGACAAGCUGCGAAGUGCCACGGACCCCGAAGAAAUUCGUCAAGUGCAAGAACAACUGCACAAUCGCAACCUAAAGGAAGCAGAGGAAGUGGACAGGAUUUUUAUCAUGCGCCAAGACCAGGAACGCACGGCCAAACACUUUGAAGACGAAAUCAACGCGAUUCACAUGAAGCAGCAGGACAAGAUCAACCAAUUGGCGCCGACAAAGUUGGAGAAGUAUCGGGCCCUGCUCGAAGAAAACCACCAGGGCGAAGCCGAGUUGGAAGCCAAGUCCCAGGAACUGGAUAUGCUCAUGCAAGCCAUCCGGGCCAAAGAAGACGACCUCGGGAUGGACAAAUUCCGCGACGAGUACGACCAGUUGGAGCGACAAGCGAUGCGGUUAAAAAUGGAGUGCAAAACCAUCCAGGACGACCUUAAAACCGCGCAAAUGGACCCCACCGAAGCGCGCAACAUGCUCUUGGCCAGGGUCAAAGAGGACAAGGCCAAGAUGGAGCAAGUGGAAAAGCAAAUCGCCACCGCCGACGACGAAAACGGGGGAUUGAAAAAAGCACUCCACGAAGUCAAAUUGGAGCUCGAAGAACGCAAGAACGAAGGCCCGGACAGCAACGCAAGUCAAAAGUAUGACAUGCUGUACCAGCGAGACCAGGAAAUGAGCUCGUUUAUGGACACGUUCGACGAGAAAAAGGAUAAAGAGCUCGACAACCAACGCCAAGCCCAAGCCAUGAUUGUGCGCCUACUCGAACAUAUUUCCACUGGCCUAAACCGCCAAGACAAGAUGCCAUCAGCGUCAAAGGUGGAGGAAAUGAAAACGGACUUGACGUUCAAGGAGCGCCAGCUCGAGUCGGCGCAAACGACCAAGACGCGGUUGAGCAUGGAGUUGUCGAAACGCCAGGCCGAGCUGGAAAAGGUCAACACACUCGACGCCAAGAUCUCGGUCGAGCUAAACUCGCUGUCGUCUAAAAUGGCGACGAUGGAGACGGACAUGGACGGGUUCCAGAACAUCGAAGCGCUCAAGGAAACCCAUGCUACCACCAAGCAGGCGCUGCUCAAGUUCAAGCAGCAGUACAUCCGCCGCCGCGACGCGAUGAAGUCGCAGGUGAAUCUGUUGGCGGCGCAGUACGAGAACCUCAAGCACCAGCUGGCCAACAACGAUACAGCCAAGACGCUUGACUCGCUCGAGCAAAAGCUGCGCCACCACGAACAAAAUAUAUACCACCUCAAAGAAUGUAAUACGGACGUGGGGAUGGGUCUCUUGGCUACAGACCGACCUGUGAUGGGAAUGCUAAUGCUGGAGUGUAGACAUUGACACAAAGACGCGAGAAGUCGAGUACGACAGCGUCAAGCAAGAUUGCCUCAAGUGCCUCACGGAACUCAACACGAUUCGCAUCAAAGCCCAAGGAGUUGUCGAAGCCAAGGGGUACUAGUUGUCGCUGGUUUGCUGCUGUAGGACACCCAUACUAGUAAUACUGUAGUAGUAAUACUCAAUUGUCCAGAGGCAGGAACAAUACACUUCAAAGUCGUAAUACUGUAGCUAACUAACGUUACUG
Molecule: messenger RNA, 2107 nt
Organism: Aphanomyces astaci
Lineage: Eukaryota; Oomycota; Saprolegniomycetes; Saprolegniales; Verrucalvaceae
Exons: 11
Coding region: 49-1866 (605 amino acids)
Biological process (GO): intraciliary transport involved in cilium assembly; cilium assembly
Cellular component (GO): intraciliary transport particle B; centrosome; cilium
Molecular function (GO): beta-tubulin binding
Source: RefSeq, a predicted model, not a curated record